This is a messenger RNA of Ziziphus jujuba (common jujube), 1301 nucleotides long. RefSeq names its product WUSCHEL-related homeobox 5. Gene Ontology annotation, molecular function: DNA-binding transcription factor activity; DNA binding. Gene Ontology annotation, biological process: plant organ development. The transcript is spliced from 2 exons. The record is from RefSeq and is a predicted model, not a curated record. Lineage: Eukaryota; Viridiplantae; Streptophyta; Magnoliopsida; Rosales; Rhamnaceae. Bases 508 to 1062 code for a protein of 184 amino acids.
ACUGAAAAGCACAAAAAAAACCCCAUUCCCAUCAAUAAAGAUGAACUCAAGGAAAUAAAUAUAUAACCUUCAAGAGCAUUGAGUUUCAAAGUUUGUAUAUAAUUUAAUCAUAAUUAGUGAAACUUACAUCUUGUCUGCUCGUAGACCAAAACGUUGAACAGUGGCAGCUUUUGCGCAUGUCUCUCUAUUUCUAAUCUCUCUCUCUGCACAAAGAACAGGGUAAAGAUAAAACCGAAACAAAUCCACAUAUUAUUUGAAUCUUCACAUUCCCUAAAAACAAAGCAGAUGGAGAAAGAAAAAGAAAAAUAAACAAUAGUUGUUAAUCUCUAUGCAUUAAUAUAUGUAUUUUUGUACUUUAAAAAUAUAUCAAAAGCUUAUAAUAUAUGUUAUUGUUCACUUUUAAGGUAUUAUAUAUGCACACGGGUUCACAUUGUUUUGGGUUCAGAAGGCUCAGAAGUAAAAGUUUCAGAGAGAGACAACAAAACUUGAAAGAAUUAGCUGCAAAAAAUGGAGGAGGGCAUGUCAGGCUUUUGUAUUAAAGCUGGAAGUGUUCGUGGUAAUGGUGGUUGUGGUGGUGGUGGAAAUCGUGGUGGUACGGGGACAAAGUGUGGGCGUUGGAAUCCUACUACUGAACAGGUAAAAGUUCUGACUGACCUGUUCAGGUCUGGACUCCGCACCCCGAGCACUGACCAGAUUCAGAAGAUCUCUUCUCAGCUUAGCUUUUACGGUAAGAUCGAGAGCAAGAACGUGUUUUACUGGUUUCAAAACCAUAAAGCUAGAGAAAGACAGAAGCGUCGAAGGGUUUCCAUUGAUGAGAAAGAUUUUAUUCUUCGUGAGGAAAAAAAUUCAUAUCCAAAAGAUUAUGGAGAAAUAAAUCAGGUUUCGGAGCCUGAAAGAGUGAUUGAAACGCUUCAGCUUUUUCCAAUAAACUCAUUUGGUGAAUCAGAAUCGGAAAGGUUGAGAUUUCAUGCAAAUGAAUGCAAAGAAACAACAGCUUUCCCCUACGCAAUCGACACGGGAAUGGAUCAUCCGCCAUUGGAUCUGCGUCUAAGCUUCCUCUGAACAUAUAUAUCUUUUAGAUCUUAGUACACCGAAAAAAAGAAAAAAAAAAAAAAAAAGAAAAAAAGGAAAAAAUUUUUACAAAUUUGAUAGUUGGGGCUAUGGUUGUCAAGGGAAAUAGAAGGGUUGGGAGGAUAAAAAGUUUGAAACUUGUAGCUGAAAAAUUUUAGUAGUGAAAGAUUUUAAUUUAGUUUCAUGCAUCAAUAUAUUUAAUUAUUAAAAUAAUAUUGAAAUGCUUUGGA